GGGUUACCAUGUGCUUGCAUGCUUUCUGUUUACUUAAGCUCAGGUGAAGAAAUACCCUUGGAUUUAAUAGAUAUCUUUUGGAGAAAGCUUAGUAUUUUUGAUACGAAGCCUGAAAAAAAAGGCAAUAUUUGUUGCGACGAUGAAGUUGAAAAGUAUAAAGAAAAUUUCAACAAGCAGACAGAAGCAGGAAAAAAAUUUUAUUUGAAAAAACUAAAAGAGAUAUACGAUCCGCGCACAAUUGAUGUUGGAGAACCUACAGUUCAAAAUAAGACCCGCGGACGGCCGAGUAUGAAGAAACAACAUAAAAAGAAUGUCAACCCUCCAAAUCAAGCUCCUCCUAGAUGCAAUGACUCUACCACAUCAGAGUUCAUUGGGUUGGAUUUAAAUAAAGAACCUGAAAGGCAUAAUUAUUCGUACGCCAUUGACUUAAAUGAAGAACCACGAAUGCAUGAUCCAUUCCUAAUGAAGAGUAUUCCUGAUGUAUUUCAUGAUUACAUCGACAAGAUACAAGAUGUACUCGGUGAUGGAAACUGUGGGUUUCGAGCGGUAGCUGUUAGUCUAGGGCACAGUGAAGACCAAUGGCUAUACAUUAGGCAACAAUUGCUUGAAGAGUUAGAAAGUCAAUUUUAUGCAUACCAACAAGUUUUUACUGAUGGGUUCAAUGAGGUAUACGAGUCUUUGUGUUGGUUCGAGUCACCUGCGUAUUUGUGA
Lactuca saligna is the source of this 711-nucleotide messenger RNA. The record is from the annotation of a GenBank genome assembly. NCBI's taxonomy places the organism in Eukaryota, Viridiplantae, Streptophyta, Magnoliopsida, Asterales, Asteraceae.